Messenger RNA from Phodopus roborovskii (desert hamster), 3002 nucleotides. It is a transcript of the gene Cdc25a, whose product is annotated as cell division cycle 25A. Gene Ontology annotation, cellular component: nucleus; cytoplasm. Gene Ontology annotation, molecular function: protein tyrosine phosphatase activity. The coding region runs from base 436 to 2019 and encodes 527 amino acids. The transcript is spliced from 15 exons. Gene Ontology annotation, biological process: positive regulation of G2/MI transition of meiotic cell cycle; G2/M transition of mitotic cell cycle; protein dephosphorylation. Lineage: Eukaryota; Metazoa; Chordata; Mammalia; Rodentia; Cricetidae. The record is from RefSeq and is a predicted model, not a curated record.
GUUGUGCUGCAAUUAACGCUAAGGCCACUUUGGUGGUGAGGGAGGUGAGGGUUGCUCCUCUGCUUGUCAGGGACCGGGCAAAGCGGGAGAAAAAAGUGAAGAGAGUUAAUCGGUGAGGUGGCCUCGAGACCCUCGCCCCGCGGAGUUUGUUUGGAUUUAAUCUUGAGGUUGCAGGCGCCCGCCCGCCUGCGGGCCUCGCGGGGUUGAGAGGGAAGCACCGGUGCUUGUGGCUGGCGCCUGCCGAGUCCCCGACGCUCGCCCGUCCGCGCCGCUGCCCGUGGCGGUGGCGUCUCUGAACCGCGGGGUCGUGUUUGUGUUUGACCCGCGGGCGCUGGCGGCGUGGCACGCGGCUGAAGCCGGUGCCAGCGGGGCGGGGCCCGGCGCGGCGGAGGCGGAGGAAGACGGAGCGGGAGUCCGGGCAGGCCCGGCGGCGCCAUGGAACUGGGCCCGGAGCCCCCCCACCGUCGCCGCCUGCUCUUCGCUUGCAGCCCCACUCCAGCGCCGCAGCCCACGGGGAAAGUGCUAUUUGGCGCGUCGGCUGCUGGCGGACUGUCCCCUGUCACCAAUCUGACGGCCACCAUGGACCAGCUGGAAGGGCUAGGCAGUGACUAUGAAAAGCCAAUGGAAGUGAGAAACAACAGCAGUCUACAGAGAAUGGGCUCCUCUGAAUCAACUGAUUCAGGUUUCUGUCUAGAUUCUCCUGGGCCCUUGGACAGUAAAGAAAACCUUGAAAUUUCCCUGAGGAGAAUAAAUUCCUUACCUCAGAAGCUCUUGGGAUGUAGCCCAGCACUGAAGAGGAGCCAUUCUGAUUCUCUAGACCACGACAUCUUUCAGCUCAUUGACCAGGAUGAAAAUAAAGAAAAUGAAGCAUUCGAAUUUAAAAAGCCAAUAAGACCUGCAUCUCGUGGCUCCCUGAAUGCCCAUGUACAUGAGGAGAGUAAAGAUUUCUUCACACACAGGCAGAACUCAGCCCCAGCUUGUAUGCUGUCUUCAAAUGAAAGUGAUCACAGUGAAUCAGGACAUUUCAGUCCUCUUUUCACAUCCCAGUCCCCUGUGAAAGCCACUUUGUCUGAUGAGGAUGAUGGCUUCAUAGACCUACUAGAUGGAGAGAAUCUGAAGAAUGAUGAGGAGACCCCUUCAUGCAUGGCAAGCCUCUGGACAGCUCCCCUUGUCAUGAGAAGACCUACAAACCUUGGCAAUCGCUGCAGGCUGUUUGACUCACCUUCCCCGUGCAGCUCCAGCAGCUGCUCCAGCACUCGGUCAGUGUUGAAGAGAACAGAACGCUCUCGUGAGGAGUCUCCUCGAGGAAAUACAAAGCGGAGGAAGAGCAUGACCAGUCCUGUAAAGGCGGAUAGUCUAGAGCCAACCCAGGAGCUUCUACACCAGUCUUUAUCCCUGAUAUCUUCACCCAAAGGAACCAUUGAGAACAUCUUGGACAGUGACCCAAGAGACCUUAUAGGGGAUUUCUCCAAGGGUUAUCUCUUUCAUACAGUCUCUGGGAAGCAUCAGGACUUGAAAUAUAUUUCUCCAGAAAUUAUGGCAUCUGUUUUGAAUGGCAAGUUUGCUAAUCUCAUUAAAGAAUUUGUUAUCAUUGACUGCCGAUACCCAUAUGAAUAUGAAGGAGGUCACAUCAAGGGUGCUGUGAACUUGCACAUGGAAGAAGAGGUCGAGGAAUUCUUACUCAAAAAACCUAUCGUACCUACUGAUGGCAAGCGUGUCAUUGUCGUAUUCCACUGUGAGUUUUCUUCUGAAAGAGGCCCUCGAAUGUGCCGAUAUGUGAGAGAGAGAGACAGGCUUGGCAAUGAAUACCCCAAACUCCACUACCCUGAGCUGUAUGUCCUGAAGGGGGGUUACAAGGAGUUCUUCCUGAAAUGCCAGUCUCACUGCGAGCCCCCCAGUUACCGACCGAUGCACCAUGAAGACUUUAAAGAAGACCUGAAGAAGUUCCGCACCAAGAGCCGGACCUGGGCAGGGGAGAAGAGCAAAAGAGAGAUGUACAGUCGCCUGAAGAAGCUCUGAGCCACGGGGCAGCAGCCUCAUUUCCCUCGCCCUUUCCUCUCCCUUUGCUGCAGAGCAGGAAACAGAGGAGCCAGCUGUGGUCCCUGGAGGAAGGCAUGGGCCUCCCGGGCCUUGAGUCUGUCUCCUACACUUCCAGGCUGGAGCUCGGGACUCUCCCGUCAGGACUGUCUGACUGAACCGUCCCAUGAAAAGUAGCUGGGACCUUAUUGGGCAGACCCUGGGCUCCUGUCAUGAGGGGAGACAGGUGAGUGACCCAAACAGAAGUGCUGCUGGCCGAAUGCCAAAGAUGGGCUGGGAGGAAGAGGUCCUUGUGGGUGACCUGUAACUUAAUUUAUUCAGCUUCAUCAAUUGUUUUAUUAUUUUUUAAUUCCUCAAGACUUCUACUUUACUGCUUCAUUAAGUCAAAAUACUGCCAUCCUAGGUAGAGUUUUAUCAUCCCAGGAACUACCUCUACUUUUAAUUUAAAAAAAAAAAAAAAAUUGGGGCAGGGAUAAGAAAAGGCAAACCUGUUGAGUUGUGGCCAGUGCUAGGAGCUCAGUCACCCCAGGAGGCCCUGUGAACUGGGAUUGCUGCUACUCAGUCAAGGACUGAGAUGCUGGUGAGAGCCUGCACCAGAUCCAGGCUUGGCUACAGGACAUAAGCUAACCUUCCCAGGCUGGCCUCUGUCCUUGGGAUGUCCUUGGGAAAGUCUCAGAUCCACUCCAGGUUCCCAUGAUAGUGGCUUCUAUAGAGUCGCGGGAAAGCACUUCAGGCGGCUUCCAUCUGGCCACCCCCAGGCCAGUGCUGGAAUGCUGUAGCGUAGGUACCCAAGGUCAGAGUGGGAAGGAGGGAGAGGCAUGCUCACUGAAUGUCCUUUAAAAAAAAAAAGUCAUUGUAUGAGUUGAGUAUCAAAUCAUUGUUGGGUGGGCACCCAAGGGUGAGAAGCGGCCAGAAGCCCAGGCCAUUGGGUGGAAGGAGUGGGCCCUGGCCUGCAGGUGACUGUA